AUGGACACAUCCGGGUAAUGGAUUACUAUAUAAACAAGAACGAACUUAGAUAUUAGGUUAUAUCAAAAUACGUACACACUUGUAUCGAUCGAAAGUUAGUGAUUAACAAUUUACCGUCACCAGCCAAGCUACUAAAUCAACGAGAAUAUCGGACAUUAUUACCUUGUAGCGGAAGGCUACAACGAUGCCAAACAACGCCAGCAAAUCAAGAACAGCUUCAGCUGCGUCAAGAUGUUCAGAAACGUCAGCAUGAUGUGAACUCUCCACGUGUGUUGUCUAAGCUGCUACCAGAGCAGAAAGUGGUGGUAUUCCAGCCUCGAAAGAAAACGUGGACUCCAGGAAAGGUCAUUCAAGAAUCAAACAAGCCAAGAUCGUAUGUGGUUGAAACACCCAACGGCGGCGAAGUUCGACGUAACAGGAUACACCUAAAACCUGUAAUCGAGGACGGCAGACAACCAGAAAUAGACCAUAUGACGAGCGGGCAAGACUGUUCAAGUUCUAGUUUACAAGAAAAGAUUCGUACCAGUGAACCUAACCUGGAAACAGCAAACAAAAGCAGAAAACCAGAAACAGACAUAUCAGGUGAUGAUCACCCUGUGACAACCAGAAGUGGCCGUAUUAUAAAGAAGCCAACUAGAUUGAAUUUAUAA
This is a messenger RNA of Paramuricea clavata, 650 nucleotides long. The record is from the annotation of a GenBank genome assembly. NCBI's taxonomy places the organism in Eukaryota, Metazoa, Cnidaria, Anthozoa, Malacalcyonacea, Plexauridae.